CAAAAUGGUCAAAUGCCGGGAAUAAAUGAGGGGAAAACACGCCGUAACCCUGCCGUAAAACAAAGAUAAGUGAAUUUUAUUCAAAAUUACGUGAACUGUCAAUAGCUUUUCUCGCUUUUUGAUUGGCUUCUUAAAAAAGGCCACAAAAUCUCAUUGGUUAAAAAGUUGACAAUUUGACAGCUGUAAGUUGAACUUCAAAGCUUGCAUAAAUUAAAAUUUUAUCAUCCAUCUGUACUCUUAUUGAUGAUAAAAAUGAGCCAGCGCACGAGAAAUCAGACAGAUAUUGUAAAAAGAGCAGUUGCCUUCAGUUAUAGACAUCAAGGAGGCUGUGGACAGCUUCUAAAAUGGAAGUUCAAUCUCACCGUCACCGACAGUUUUUCCUUGUUUUUUCAGAACCGUUUCUAAAUAAUGAAACAAUUGUGAAAAGAAAAAAAAAGACAAUUCUGAGCGGACAUCUUAAGAGUAUUGCUGUACAGUUUCUCCUCCUCAGAGGUGCGAAACGUUUAAUAGAAGGCGGCUGUGCGAGAUGAGUGCAUGCGCAAAAACACGCCUCCGCUCAUAGCGUUCAGCGGAAUCUCCCCACCCGAAAAACCCCUUUGAGCCUCUGCGAAGGAGAGAGGGCCCUUGCCUGGUUUCUAAAGAUUACACCGAUCCAGUCUAGCUAUGUGCAUGCCCUAAAAGCUGGUUUCUAUAUGAUCGCUGCGCGGAUCGCCAAGAUUACUGAAAAGAGUUCAGCACUCCCUGCGAUCAAAUGGAAACAGAGUAUAAAAUGGGGGAGACAAGGGGGGAGGACGGGGAUUGUAUUCAAGAGGUGGGAGAGUUUUUCGUGUUUUGCCCCCACCCCCAACCCCUCCACCUUAGUCUCGAGUCCAAGACUGGACGCGACAGAGCAGCGAAAAUCGAGCCAACCCCCCCUCCCCCCCCCUCUAUCCUCUCCCCUUCCCAAAUUUACGACUGCCACGCAAGCUAGAAAUUUUACUAAGAAGGUUUUUCAUGUGAAGAGGUACUUUGCUAUAUGGCAAAGCAGUCUUAAUUGAGGUAAAUCCAAUCGUUUCUUUUGGUUCUUUCUUGGUCGGGAUUUUGCCUCACGGAAACGGUCAUAAGCCGUGUAGUUAUUGGUUUGAAAGCCGGCAAAUUUGAAGCAAGUAUGGGCCGAGUUCCACGUGAUAAACUGCUCACUAACGUUACUUUCUCGACCCUUACUGGGGAAUGUUGGCUCCUCGACUGCAAUCGGUAGGUCCGCCACGACCUCGGGCCAAUAUUCUCCACUGCAGCACUCGCGCUCGCUUAGUAUAAGAUGUUAUUACUGAUUUAGGCAGACGUAACGUGGAAGAUCUGGUUAUAGUAAAUAGAUCUUAUUUGAUAUUUGACUGCGUGACUGAAUAAUUUUCCUGUUCUUCCACUGCGCACGCGUACGAGAUUAUAGAAAAUGGAAAUGAAAAUAACUUGAGUCACAAAUAAAUACAAAGGAAGUCGAUUUCCAAUUAUUUACGUGAAUGUUUCCGUUAAAUGGACGUUAAGAGGUUAAAAGAAUACGUUAAAUCUUUGGUCCUAACAUGAAAAUGCGGGGAUGGCUAGACAAGAUGAGGUCAUGGAAGGUAAUAAUGCGCUAGCAAAUGAUGAAGAACAACAUCUCAUUCCUCCGCCACCACCAACUUAUGUGUACUUCCGGCUUGGCCGAGAGCAACAUGAUGUCGAUAAACGCAAAGGAUUUGUGUUAAAUAUCUUCAAAGUUACCUUCUGUUUGCUUGGAUUAUGGAGUCAUCAGGCUUGGAACUUCAUUCCUCGCGUGCUAGUCACCGCUAUUUGCGUUUAUCAAGUCGUUUACGAUUUCUAUGUUGUGCUAGGAUGUCACGGUUUUGAUUGCAGCUUCUUACAAAACUCCACGGAUUCUAAAAAGCCUUCUCACCACAAAGACGACCGUCAGAUUGCCAAUACUGUGUACACUAUAGUUUCCCUCGCAGCUGUGGUUUCGUAUGUCCUUUUCAUAGGUUGUUUCAUUGUAGCCCGACGCAAGGAUUCGGCUUUAGUAGCACCCUCCGAAUCACUGCAGGAAGACCUCGAGACACCGAAUGUCUGGUGCUUGUAUUUUGCAUUUGUUAUUAUAACAGUGCUUUAUUUAACAUCGGUGGCUAUGUUUUACGCCAUCAUAUGGAGUCAGCCACGAAAUUCGUACUUCGAUAUUCUUGCCACAGGAGUGGGUAUGCAACUUUUGGCGCAGUGGACCGCAAUAACUACUUGUCACGUGUUUGCCGUCAGUUCCUUUACACUUGGUACUAUUGCACAAGACGCCUUCAGGCGUAUCCGGGACGAGCAGAAUAGAACCCUGGAUGACGUCAUAAGAAUUCACGAAGAGCUGUGUACAGUUGUUUUGAAUACAGUGUCAGCUUACAGCGUGUGGUUCGUGGUGCACUGGUUUACUUACGGAGUAGGCGUUGUUUUAUCUGUCAUCUACAUAUCCAAAGAAUUGCUUUCGAGGAACAAAUAUAGCACUGCAACCAUAAACCUAGUGUAUCUCGGCUUGUUCUUCCUAUGCCAUCUCUAUCUGUUUCUUCUUCCCUGUUUGUUUGCCGCCAGGAUUACAAGCAGUUGCACAGGAAUCUACGAGAGAAUCAACUGCACCAGAUCUGAUGACUGGAAUGAAGGCCACCCGUUCAGGGAUCGCCGUAACAUCGCUCUGUUCGUUUCCUAUGCUAAGGACACGAGUU
This is a messenger RNA of Orbicella faveolata, 2708 nucleotides long. RefSeq lists its product as uncharacterized. Lineage: Eukaryota; Metazoa; Cnidaria; Anthozoa; Scleractinia; Merulinidae. The record is from RefSeq and is a predicted model, not a curated record.